AAAGUAGUGCGGUGCAAAGGUCGCAGGGAUCACGUGAUAUUUCCAAGAAAAAACAACUCUUGUGGCUGCCGGAGUCCAGACAGCAGAGAAAUAAAGCAAGAGCCGGCCAGCCUAGCAUCUCCCAGCAGCUAUUUUGACAGCUAUCAGGUAAAGGAGAUGGGCAAACAGUUUGGCAACCUGAUUCGUGGGAGGAACAUCGUCACCUACUUCCUCUCUCCCUACGGCCAGAGACUGUUUGCCGGGUUCUUCUCAAAGGGAAUCCCCAACAAUAUGAGACGUGUCUCGGAGGAGGUUCCCUACAUGCUCCCGUCCGCUAUAAUCUGUUCCAUGAUCUACUACUUUGGCACCAAGAACUUUGAGGCUCGACGAAGAAAAAAUCCGGCUGACUUUGAGCAUGAGGAAUAGUUGAACCUCAUUACCAUACACUAGGGCAUUGUAUCAUCUGUGUGUGUGUGGUGUUGUAUCUGGCAUAGCAAUAUGAAACACUAUUUAAGCAGCAACAUGUUCGUGGUUUGAGCAUAUGCCAUAGAUUAUUA
Molecule: messenger RNA, 536 nt
Organism: Geodia barretti
Lineage: Eukaryota; Metazoa; Porifera; Demospongiae; Tetractinellida; Geodiidae
Source: the annotation of a GenBank genome assembly